Cephus cinctus (wheat stem sawfly) is the source of this 1863-nucleotide messenger RNA. RefSeq lists its product as uncharacterized. The record is from RefSeq and is a predicted model, not a curated record. NCBI's taxonomy places the organism in Eukaryota, Metazoa, Arthropoda, Insecta, Hymenoptera, Cephidae. The transcript has 3 exons. The coding region runs from base 571 to 1230 and encodes 219 amino acids.
UAUGUCAGAUCGCCUAAAACCGUAGUGUUGUGCAUCUCCCUACUCAUCUCUAGUACUACGGGGACUCAACAGUGAAUGUAUUGGUCGACGUGUGACGUGUCGAAGUGCCCGAGUACUGCUGUCCCUGCCUGUCGGCCGUACCAGGAACUAGCCGAGGACGUCGCAUACACACAUGAAACAGCUUAUAUGUAUAUACUAUCCGAGUGCACUGCCUCAAGCGAUUGUGCAGCAGUGUUGAGCAGAGCAGGGUGCAGAAAGUGUGGGCUGCUGCGAAGUCAUACCAAGUCAUACCAAUCCGUAUUCGGAGAUAGAAGCACACGUCAUAUCAGAGAACGUAAAGUAGUGUCACUUUUGAAAAAUUCAACGAGACUUGAGCAGAGCAAACACACCACAUAGUUCACUGUUACCGGCUAUCAAACUGGUUGCUGGUGAAAAACGCUGCUGUACGGAACGCAGUGACGAUUCUUUUGGGGAUGUAGUGUAUUUUAGUUGUAGUAUAAAGCGUGAUAUUCACGAUCAAGGCUCAGUGAGAAAGUAAGAGAAAAAACUACGUAUAUUACCAGACACGAUAUGACGGACAGUGGAGCUGUUUAUCAACCUACCACUGUAGGAUAUACAUACGAUACGGGUGGCGAUGGCGGUGGCGGCGGUGGCCGAGUCGUUGGCGGCUUCCUGGGGAUACUUUCUAGAAAUAAAGUCAGCUCCAGGAAGUGGCUUGAGUGGGCUCUACUACUCAUCGCCCUAGUGGCGCUUGUAUCUGGACUCACGACUAUGCUUGUCAAUCUGGUCUCGGUGGAGAACGCGCACAAGGUGCCCGAAGCUAACACACCCGAAGCUGAUUCUGGUGUGACGGGAGAGCGCGGUGAUAAUGGAUCGAGAGGUUCCAUUGCAGCAGGUGCGGCACUUAUGUUGGUUGGAGUUCUUGCAGGCUGCGCUUGGGCAUGGCUCAGAUUUUUCCGUCCCAGCAAAUCACCACGCAGCGGCCUGUCAGGUGGCAGUGGACAGAUGUUGGGCGGUUUGAAUCCAUCGACUGACUUGCUGGUGGGUUCCACUUCGCAGUACGGGCCUGUACUCACGGAGCUGCCGAGUCAACAGGUGAACGCGCACGAGACACCGGCGAUACCACUCUCCGAUCAGGAGGAAGAGACGCGCACUCUUAUGCAAGAAUCGGCUGCGCCCGUUGGAUCAUCGGGUGGUGCUCAUGCCAUCGCUAACCAGAUUCCAGGAUGAGUACGAAACACUAACAGAUCUCUGAGUACUAUAGUGCAGCGAAGGGUGGACUUUGCUUAAUUUGGCAUCCAUACAAGUUGCUGGUCCUCUUGGGUGAAAAAAGCUUGUGUUUCUCCACUUGCCAAUUAUUCCUCGCUCUUCUGUUCGUCCAUCCGUAUGGAUUCUGUAAUCCUUGACGUUUUUACUUUUAAUUCCACUUUGACUUUCUUCACCUACAAUCAAGUCCGUCUCGAGGCAAUCUCGCUAUUUUGCACCUAGUACCGAAUUCGUAGAUUCAAGAUUACUUACAUCAGGCAUUAAAAUUCUGCCUCCUUGGUAGGCCAAUUAUGUCGGUAUUUCGUACCGAAUAAUAAUAUGGAAUUCGCGUAGUGAUAAAACCAGAACUUUUAGUGCACCGGCAGACCUCAGCCUUUUUAAUCCUUUCCCCCCCGCCCAAACUAUGCAAAUUUCUUUUCUCGAGUUUGCAUGUAAUGUCCACUCCGUCCAUCGUUAUUGACAUACCAUUAGGUAAAGAAAACUUACCACAUAAAUCAUGUAUUUAGCGCUAAUAUGGAGAACUGUACGUUUGUCGGACAUGUACCGUAUUUUAAGUAAGUACCGUAUACGCAAAACAAAUAAACGACUGAAAGAAUA